Molecule: messenger RNA, 969 nt
Organism: Botrytis fragariae
Lineage: Eukaryota; Fungi; Ascomycota; Leotiomycetes; Helotiales; Sclerotiniaceae
Product: putative serine threonine protein phosphatase protein
Exons: 4
Coding region: 1-969 (322 amino acids)
Cellular component (GO): cytoplasm; nucleus
Molecular function (GO): protein serine/threonine phosphatase activity
Source: RefSeq, a predicted model, not a curated record
AUGGCAGAACCAGAAGUCGAUCUCGACUCUAUCAUUGAUAGACUGCUAGAAGUUAGAGGCAGCAGACCAGGCAAACAAGUACAGCUUUUGGAACAAGAAAUUCGUUAUCUUUGCACCAAGGCUCGCGAAAUUUUCAUCUCUCAACCUAUUCUCUUAGAGCUCGAGGCACCAAUCAAGAUCUGUGGUGAUAUUCAUGGUCAAUACUACGAUCUCCUCCGUUUGUUCGAAUAUGGUGGAUUUCCUCCUGAGGCUAACUACCUCUUCCUUGGUGAUUAUGUUGAUAGAGGCAAACAAUCCCUCGAGACUAUCUGUUUGCUCUUAGCAUACAAAAUCAAAUACCCAGAAAACUUCUUCAUCCUCCGCGGUAACCACGAGUGUGCCUCCAUCAACAGAAUCUACGGUUUCUACGACGAGUGCAAGAGAAGAUACAACAUUAAGCUAUGGAAGACAUUUACUGAUUGCUUCAACUGCCUCCCCAUUGCAGCAAUCAUUGACGAAAAAAUCUUCACUAUGCACGGUGGUUUGAGUCCAGAUCUGAACUCCAUGGAGCAAAUCCGUCGUGUCAUGCGACCAACUGAUAUUCCUGAUUGCGGUCUCCUUUGCGAUCUCCUCUGGUCUGAUCCAGACAAGGAUAUCACCGGCUGGAGCGAAAACGAUCGUGGUGUAUCAUUCACAUUCGGUCCCGAUGUUGUUUCUAGGUUCUUACAAAAGCAUGAUAUGGAUUUGAUAUGCAGAGCUCAUCAAGUCGUCGAGGAUGGUUACGAGUUCUUCUCAAAGCGGCAAUUGGUAACACUCUUCAGUGCGCCCAACUACUGUGGAGAGUUUGACAAUGCCGGAGCGAUGAUGAGUGUGGAUGAGAGUUUGCUAUGUUCAUUCCAGAUUUUAAAACCAGCGGAGAAAAAACAAAAGUACGUCACAACAGGUGGUCUAGGUGCCUCCAGCAGGCCCGUCACUCCGAGGAAAAAAUAA